Messenger RNA from Klebsormidium nitens, 1081 nucleotides. The record is from the annotation of a GenBank genome assembly. NCBI's taxonomy places the organism in Eukaryota, Viridiplantae, Streptophyta, Klebsormidiophyceae, Klebsormidiales, Klebsormidiaceae.
AGCUCUAGCAAAUUUCCUCGGGGUCAGGUGGGUGCGGCACUGCCACCAUGCACUGCACACAUUCAACCACCAUAUCUCAGUAUCUGACGACGUUUGCUGGUAUUAUUGAAGGGGCGUUCAAUCUCAGGGUGCACCUGAGAAAGCCAAACGGGUGGAAUAGCGACAGUUCUUCUUUGGUUCAGCAUACCGCAACUUAGGUCUUUGAUUGCGGGGUGGUGCAAAAUUGUGAAGACUAUCGCCUCAGGGUCGCCGCGUCGCCAGCAUGUCCUCCAAGAAGUCAGAUGAUGCAAAAGGAAAGAGGAAGGUAGAAGAAGAGGAGGAAGAGGAGGAGGACGACGACGAUGAGGGGGAGGAAGUCCUAGAAGGGGGUGAGGAGGAGGAAGGAGACGAGGACGAGGACGAAGACGACGAGGAAGAAGAGGAAGAAGCACCCAGGAAGGGUGGGGGGUCUGGAAGCGGGUCUUCUCAUCGCCCAUCCAAAAAGAGCAAAUCUUCAGAAGAGAACGAAGAGGAGGAGGUGGAGGAAGUUGCGGGACUGUCAGGUGAUGAAGUGGACCCGAACCUGAUCCUGCCCCAUAGAACAAGGAGAGUGGGGGAGAAAGCGCCCCCCCAAUACAGCUACGAUGCAGGGGACGACGAUGACAGCGACGAUGAUUAGUUGAGAGCUUUUUGUAGCUUGCCUUUUUCGUGGGCCAGGUGAUGGCAUCUCGACAUCGUCCCCACAUUUUCACAUGGCCAAUUCAGAAGCUGGAGGAAUCGUACUUGCCAAGUAACGACCUGGUACUACUGCAUGAGGCUGGAUUUCCGCGCACUGAGAAGGGGGUGAGAAACCCUUUUUUGGCAAAUGGUUGGAGGAACUUAGCCAUCCAAAUGCUCUUUCGUGGAAAAACUCCCACACCCAUAGUCCGUACUCAAUAUCAACAUUCGAAUACACCUAUAUGCUGUGCAAGGUGUGGGGGGCCAAGUACCGUGAUAAAAUGACUCAUUUUCGCAAGGAGCAAUGCUAAACACCGCUUGGAUUGUGGUACACGACUCGAUCUGUGACAAUUCCAAGGCACAAGUUAUAUUAUACAGAUUAAUC